AUGUGUUUUAUUAACGAGAACAUUUAUUUAGUAAAACUCCAAAAUAUUACAACAUUUUAUUAUUCUUUCUUAUUAUGCCAUCACUCAAAGGACUAUGCUAUCCAUCUAAAUUUCUUAAAUUUCGACGUAGAAUAUGCUAUCAAAUAUCCUAAUUUAAUAAUUGUGAUGCUUGGCAUGUUAUCUAAUAUUCUACAUUUUCUAAUUCUACGUGGUAACAUUUUGAAACAUAAUCCAACUUUCAUAAUGAUCAAAGUGGUAUGCAUUGGCGAUUUUUCACAACUUUUCUUAUCAUUUAUCAGUGAAAUGAAUGCUAUUAUAACUUACCUGGAUCACAAGAACUGUAUUGGUUAUACUAGUAUCUUUGACUUAGUUUUCAAAUUAGCCACAGUGUUGCUCAAUGAAACGUGGCUUAUGAUUGCAGCCUGGACCACAUUAUUUUUAGGAUUAUCACAAAUUCAAGCAAUAAGGAAGUCUAAAGAAUGGACUCUUCGUCGAGUUAAUCAAAUUUGCAAUACAAUAAUUUCAACGUCGUUUAUCUUUGUGACACUAAACUACACAAUGAUGAUUAUUCUAUUCUUUCAACUACCUUCUCAAAUUUGUAACAUGGAUAAUUUGGCACAGCGGUAUCUAGCAAACAAUUCAAAUUGGAUUAAAUAUACAUUGUAUGCAUUUCAAAGUUUUGAUGCAAUUUUUAACAUUUUGAAACUUAUUUCAUACAUUAUCAUUCCAUUCUUUCUCUGGAAAUUAUUAAAUGGGAAAAAGGUCGAUAAGAAAAAAAACAUAUCCACCAAGUAUAUUGUAUACCUACUAUUUUCAUUUUCUGUGGGUGAGAUUUUGUAUUUUUUGGCAAGGUUUUUAAUGCUCCGAAAUGAUCCCGACAAUCCGAAUAUUGCCACACAAAAAAGCACUAUUCUCCCAUUGGAAUUGGGUAGAAUGAUCAGAUCAACCAGUGCCUGUCUCCGUCCUUUCAUAUGUCUGUGGAAGUCACCAGAAUAUCAGAGAGCUGUCAAGUUGAACUUUGCACUAUCAACAAGGAAUCAACAAUCAACAGUCCUUGCAACACAAAACUACUCAAACUCAAGAUCUUCGUCUAAUACUACAUAG
Molecule: messenger RNA, 1104 nt
Organism: Caenorhabditis elegans
Lineage: Eukaryota; Metazoa; Nematoda; Chromadorea; Rhabditida; Rhabditidae
Source: the annotation of a RefSeq genome assembly